Harmonia axyridis is the source of this 1478-nucleotide messenger RNA. RefSeq names its product Golgi reassembly-stacking protein 2 (gene Grasp65). Gene Ontology annotation, biological process: Golgi organization. The coding region runs from base 91 to 1404 and encodes 437 amino acids. Gene Ontology annotation, molecular function: protein binding. The record is from RefSeq and is a predicted model, not a curated record. The transcript has 3 exons. Gene Ontology annotation, cellular component: Golgi apparatus. Lineage: Eukaryota; Metazoa; Arthropoda; Insecta; Coleoptera; Coccinellidae.
UAUGGUCAAUUGACAUUCGUAUUUGUUAUUGACAUGACAUGCCACGUAAUUUUGACGAUUUUCUUAGAUGAAUAGGUAAAAUAAAAAAAAAUGGGAAAUUCAGAAAGUGUCGAUAUUCCUGGAGGUGGAUCUGAAGGUUAUCAUAUAUUGAGGAUCCAGGAAAAUUCACCCGGUAGUAGGGCAGGCUUACAACCAUUCUUCGAUUUCAUCGUUGCAAUAAACGGGAUUCGUCUGGAUAAAGAUAACGAUACCUUGAAGCAAAUCCUCAAAAACGGUAUAGGUAAACAAUUGCCUCUGACCGUAUACAGCAGUAAAACGCAAAGUGUCAGAAGUGUAACUAUUGAGCCCAGUGACUCUUGGGGUGGUCAGGGAUUACUUGGUGUCAGCAUACGAUUCUGCUCCUUCGAAGGUUCAAAUGAGAUUGUUUGGCAUGUUCUUGAAGUACAUCCAAAUUCUCCCGCCUUAAUAGCGGGACUUCAACCAUUCACAGAUUACAUUGUUGGAGCCGAUUCUGUCUUACAUGAAUCUGAAGAUCUAUAUACCCUUGUGGAAAGUCACGAAGGAAGAAGUUUAAAAUUAUAUGUGUACAAUUGUGAGGAUGAUUCUUGUAGGGAAGUUACGAUAAUACCAAACCGUAGUUGGGGUGGAGAAGGAUUCUUAGGAUGCGGUAUUGGAUAUGGAUAUCUUCAUCGAAUUCCAGUGAGAGGGACAAAUCCUCCCACAACAAGUAUAACUCAUACACAUACACAUUCUGGUAUGAAUCCUCCUAUUAUACACCCAGAAGAACCUGUCGAGAAAAAGGAGAGUAUAGAUGUUCCAUCCAGUAAUAUUAUUGAGCCUAAGGCCGAUGAAACAGUUGCUGAAGUUAAGAACGAAUCAAUUGAUGUUCCAAAUGUUAAUCCUGUACCAACAAUGCCUAGUCAAUUGCCAGUAGUUCCAAACGAAAAUCCCUUUAGGCAUAAGUCAAGUAAUUUCACUUCGCAUAUACCACCUCCGUCAAGUAUUCCUCAGUUUAUAAAUGUAGAAAAUAUGGCAAAUAUGCCGCCACCCCCUGCUAUGGUAGGUGGUACUUUUUUGCCUCCACCUACAACAAUACCACAGUUUACUAAUGUAGGGAUGCCACUUAAUACCAAUGAAGGUCAGCAGGCAGUUCCCAUGUAUACAGUCAACUACAGCCAAUCUAACCCCACCAUAAAUUCAUUUUCGCAAAAUCCAUUUAUGCAACCCAGUGUUUUACCAAUGUCAGUACCUCAACCGAUGUCAAUACCUUCACCGGUAGUGGAUACAGAAAAUUCGAAUGUCAACUCUAACGUUUUGCAACAGCCCCCUUUUUUCAAUCCCGAAAUUGCAGCCCAAUCUGCCCAACAGUUGCUGCAAAGUAACCCCAACUUCAGGAUUAGUUAAGUGUAAUUUUUAUAUUUAUAGGAACUGAAAUGUUUAUCAAUUAUUUUGUUGAAAUUAUAAUCAUUUUUAUCUUU